Durusdinium trenchii is the source of this 714-nucleotide messenger RNA. Lineage: Eukaryota; Dinophyceae; Suessiales; Symbiodiniaceae. The record is from the annotation of a GenBank genome assembly.
AUGUUCAUCCACAAGAAUACUACAACUCCCACAUCCUUGCUUCUCAUCGCCAGCUUCCUGCCGGCCAUGUACGCAUGGAACCAACAAGCAGACCAUUCCAGCACCAUAGUCUUACUGAUUGCGGCAGCUAUGAAGCUCGCGUUUUUGCCAGUGAUCGUCAAGCCCCACAUUGCCACCACCCUGAUGAUGGAACUGGACGUGCACCACUUGUGCAGGUGGACGGAACAUCUGAACGUCCCGACCUUGCCGCAUUACGUCACCCUGGUGGGUUUGGUGAAGACCAAGUGGCGCAGGUUUUUACGAAUUCAUUUCGCGCUGGAACUAGUUCCACCUUUGGCCUACAUUUUUGCCAUGCUCCUGCUGCUCUUUGGUAUGCGUCCCCAUCCUGAAGUUCUGAUGGUGGUGUCUGCAGCACCCCUAUCCAUGGCAUAUCUCUGGUUACAGGUUUUGCCUUUGGCACGCUUCAACCAGAUGAUUGUCGAUUGGCAGCUGUCAACUGAAAAUAACGACACUUUUCGGAUCCUGUGGCAAAAGGAGAGGGACCUCAUGUUUACCGUUUGGAGAUAUCACAUCACUUUCAGAAAGGUGCGCUUGUCUAUUGCUUCGCUGGCGGCGAGUAUGCUGAUCAAGCAGGGCAGGACGUUGGCCAUGGCAUUGACCCACGCCUUCGAUGAAACAGAGCCAGAAGUGAGCACCAUCCUUUUGGUCGAUUGA